UAUGAUAAAGUAUUUAUGUGGGUAUUAACUUCAUCUCGUUUAUUCGAUUAAAUGCUACAUUUACAUUUAUAGCACAGUGUGGAUUAAAUCCGCGUUUAAGUCACGCCUAUUCGUGAUGUAAGAAUAGUCCAUUAUUGCACCGUGUAUAUCGCACGAGCGUAUAGCGAGUAUAGCGCUAUAUAGCGCUAUACGCUCGUGCGCUAACCUCGCGGUACAAUAAUGGACUGCUUAGAUCACGGAUAGGCGUGACUUGGCGGAUUUAAGCAGCUGUGCUAUAAAAUUGCUAAUACACACCGUGCAAUAAUCGGCUACUUAGAUUCUGAAAAUUCACUCUUUUUUUAAAUGUCUGGUCUUAUGUAAUUCACAUGUUUUUUGAGAUACUCAAUAACUGAAGACCCCAGUGAAAGUAUCUGUGUGCAAGAGCCAAGCGCAUCUAGUUACACCGCAGGUUGAGCGUAACCCAGCACUGCAUAGUAUUCUUUGUCGUCGGCAUCACUACACGCGAUUCGCAGAUCAUUCGACGGACACGAAGAAAUAUAUUAGUUAACAUGACGAAAAUUAAGUUUACUUAUAAAGGGCUUAUUGUCCCCGUGUUUACGCCGUUUAAUAAUGACGCAAGUCAAAGUUUGAAUUUAUCAAUUAUUCCACAAUAUGCAAAGUUUCUUGAAUCGAAGAAAAUCGCUGGAGUUCUAGUUAACGGAACUUCUGGAGAAGGAACAUCAUUGACUGUCAACGAAAGAAAAAAAGUGGCAGAGGUUUGGGCUGAGGCUGUAAAAGAAACUAAACAACAUUUAAUGAUUCAAGUGGGAGGAACAUCUCUGAAAGAUGUUAAGGAGCUUGCUGAACACGCAGAAAAUUUAGGGGCCGAUUCUAUAUUAUGUUUGCCAGAAUUAUAUUUUAAACCAACGACUGUAAAUGACCUUGUAGAAUACCUAGCCCGGGUUGGAAAAUCUGCACCAAAAACACCAUUAUUUUAUUAUGAUUUUCCCAAGGCUUCAAUGGUCAACAUUGACAUGGCACAAGUUUUUGCAUUGAUUGGUGAGAAGGUUCCGACUUUCGCUGGAAUUAAAACCGAUCUGGAACGAGGUUUACACGCGAAGCAUGUUAAUAACGACUUUGCAAUCUUUUUGGCCGGAGAUAUGUUGAUGAUAGGUGGUUGCGCUUCAGGAAUGGAAUCUUACAUAAUGACGAGUCUUAAUUUUAUACCUGAGCCCGCAUUUGCGUUAAUAGAAUAUGGAAAGGGCAACUAUGACUUGCAUGCUGCUAGAAAAAGUCAAGAGUACAUUAAUAGAAUUGCCAAAGAUGUAACACGUUAUGGUACAUGGACUGAAACAAUGAAAAUUGCUAUGAAUUUGUCGACCGACAUUUUCGUAGGUCCUCCACGCGCUCCACUUAAACUUCUUUCUCGACAAAAUAUGGAAGCUAUGGAACAAAAUUUAUCACAAGCAGGAAUAAAAACAAACAAAGCUGCAAUAUUCCAAAUGUACAAUUGCAAUUAAAAUGAAAUAAUUAAACAUAAUCCAUAAUAAACGAACACAAAUUUUUCAAUAAAUAAAUAUACUAGUUUAAAAUAUACCCGAA
Molecule: messenger RNA, 1581 nt
Organism: Nasonia vitripennis (jewel wasp)
Lineage: Eukaryota; Metazoa; Arthropoda; Insecta; Hymenoptera; Pteromalidae
Product: N-acetylneuraminate lyase
Exons: 9
Coding region: 549-1499 (316 amino acids)
Biological process (GO): N-acetylneuraminate catabolic process
Molecular function (GO): N-acetylneuraminate lyase activity; 4-hydroxy-tetrahydrodipicolinate synthase activity
Source: RefSeq, a predicted model, not a curated record